Molecule: messenger RNA, 528 nt
Organism: Toxotes jaculatrix (banded archerfish)
Lineage: Eukaryota; Metazoa; Chordata; Actinopteri; Toxotidae
Gene: il20
Product: interleukin 19 like
Exons: 5
Coding region: 4-528 (174 amino acids)
Source: RefSeq, a predicted model, not a curated record
GCGAUGAAGAUGCUGCUCGGCUGCUCUCUCUGCCUGCUCCUCCUGCUCAGUUGUCUGAGUGAACCCGUGGAGAGCCGAACUCUGCAUCUGGACAGCUGCUCUGUCAAUGUUCACACACACGAAUUGCGCAAAUACUACUCGACCAUGAGAUCAGACGUGUUAGCAGGAGACAGUGAGAUUGGAAUCAAACUUCUGGACAGACCAUUAAUGAAGGACGUUCAGGAGGGACAGACGUGUUGUUUCCUGCGUCUCCUGCUGCGUUUCUACGUUGAGAGAGUGUUCAGCAACUACGCCUCGUCAGAGCCACAGCAGCAACGCUGCUCCAGCGCCUUGGCCAACUCUUUUGUCAGCAUCAGGAAAGAUAUACAUAAAUGUCACUGCCACUGUGGAGAAGAAACCCAGAGGAAAAUUGACUCCCUUCAUGCUGAGUUUAUCAAGCUUCAAGCAAACCAGGCAGCACAGAAGGCUGUGGCAGAACUGGACACUGUGUUGGAGUGGCUGGAGGCACUCGGCCAGAAAACACGCUAA